UCAAUACCCACACAAGGCUUCUCUCUCGCUCGCUCUGUAUCUCUGUGUGGAUCUCUGAAGCUUCUGUUAAUGGAGAUGGGCGAAGGUCUUACCAGACAACAAAUGGAUCAGCUUCAAGAAGUUUUUCAUCUAUUUGACAGAAACGGAGAUGGUUGCAUAACCCUUGACGAACUAAGAACAGAGAUCCAAAAAUUCGAUUACAAUCUCACAGAAGAAGAACUCAAGGACAUGAUUAACGAAGUCGAUGCUGAUGGAAACGGAACCAUUGAAUUCGGGGAGCUCCGAAAUUUGAUGUCCAAAACCUUCAAGGAAGAAACAGAGGAGAAACUCGAAGAAGCCUUCAAACUGUUCGACGAAAAUCAAGAUGGAUAUAUAUCAGCAAACGAGCUGAGCAGUGUUCUUCGGAUGCUUAAUUUGGGGGAGAGGUUAACAUACGAGGAGAUUCAGCAAAUGAUCAAUGAUGCUGAUUUGGAUGGAGAUGGGCAUGUUGAUUACCAUGAGUUCGUCAACAUGAUGACGGAGUAUUGGAAAAAAGCUGAUGAUGAAUCAGAAAUCCUACCAUAAACAAGCUUAGUUUAAUGAGAUUCAUAAGAAUCAAAGUGUUUGAGUCAAAUAAUUUGUAGUUUAAUCUUUUACAAGAUAACCCU
Cucurbita moschata (crookneck pumpkin) is the source of this 647-nucleotide messenger RNA. Its product is annotated as calmodulin-like protein 8. Lineage: Eukaryota; Viridiplantae; Streptophyta; Magnoliopsida; Cucurbitales; Cucurbitaceae. Gene Ontology annotation, molecular function: calcium ion binding; enzyme regulator activity. The record is from RefSeq and is a predicted model, not a curated record. The coding region runs from base 70 to 564 and encodes 164 amino acids. The transcript is spliced from 4 exons.